UGGAGGAGGGAGGGAGAGAAGGAGGGUGAGCGGGAAGGGGGAGGCAGGCAGUGGGGCGGAGCCCCAGGUUGGGGAGGAGCGGGUUUUUCCCGUCUCCCAUGAGGUGAUUCACUGGGAGACUUCAGACUUUUUGGCCCUCCUUGUUUUACCUCGAGUAGGUAACUCCAGCGGGGCUGCUGGACCCAAGGGGUGCCUUGGGAACGGUAAGUGGGGUGACUUGGAGAGCUUGCCAGAAGAGGGAGCAGUGGGUGGCUCCCUGAAGGUCCAGGACUCUGGGGUCGGGAGGAAAGAGUUGGUUGGAGGGUGAGCUGGGAAGAGGAGAGGACUUGGCAGCUGGAGUCCUCCCUUGACCUCCCCCAGCCUCCUUCGGAAGUUCCCUCUUCCUGUCCCACUCUCUGCCUUGUGCUAGGAGACUUCCCUUGGCUGAGCCUACUGCCAACGCCCAACUUUUUUUCCUUCUCUUCCUUUUUCUCUUUUCCUGGGUCUUCAGCUGCCCCAGCUCAUGCCCCUCUGCUCCCUGAAUCUCACGCAGGGUCUGCCGCAUGUGAUGAAAGUUUCAACUCUCAGGGAAGGCACAGCCAUGGCUUCCCCACCGCCCCGGGAGAUGGAGGAGGAGCUGGUGCUCACUGGCUCUGAGCCAGGUGACUCUCGGGCCAAACCCCCUGUCAAGCCCAAGCCCCGGGCCCUUCCCACCAAGCCAGCCCUGCCUGCCAAGCCCAGCCUACUGGUGCCUGUAGGGCCUCGGCCCCCCCGGGGCCCUCUGGCUGAGCUGCCUUCUGCCCGGAAGAUGAACAUGCUGGCGGGACCCCAGCCCUAUGGUGGCAGCAAACGUCCCCUCCCCUUUGCACCAAGGCCUACUGCUGAUGCCCCUGAUGGAGGAGAAUCCACUCGAGGGACUGGGAAGGAGGAGGCUGGCAAAGAGGAGGUGCCCCCCUUGACCCCUCCAGCGAGAUGUGCUGCCCUGGGCGGCGUUCGGAAGGCCCCGGCCCCAUUCCGUCCAGCCUCAGAGCGCUUCGCAGCCACCACCGUGGAAGAGAUCCUGGCCAAGAUGGAACAGCCUCGGAAGGAGGUUCCUGCCAGCCCUGACCGCCUCUGGGGCUCCCGCCUCACCUUCAACCACGAUGGCAGCUCACGUUAUGGCCCUAGGACCUACGGCGUUGUCACCAGCCCCAGGGCUGAGGAUGGCGGGACCGUUUCCAGGGGAUGGUCCCAGGAGGGGCCCCUGAAGUCUCCAAAAGAGAGCCAGGAAGAGCAUAGCAAGACCCCUGAGGAGAGGAGCCCCCGUUCCGACCUGGCCUUCAAUGGGGACAUGCCUCAGCCAGCCAGCUCUGAGCCACCUGCUGACAUUUCCAAGCCCUGGGUCCCCUCGAGUCUAGGCCCGUCCUCAGAGAAUGGAGGCUGCGCCAGCCUUGGCCUCACCAUUGAUGUCUCAGACCCUGUGCCUGGGUCUCCCCGUCUUCACUCACCUGAUGCGAGCCCAGCCCGCCCCUCUCAGCUGCCAGAAGCUCAGAGUCCUGCAGCACCCGGGGCUUCUCCCUGCCCCCUGGUGACUCCAGCAUCCACAAGUCCAGUCUUGCUGGAUGAGGGCUCCCACCAACCCCGUGACCCAGAGCUUCCUGCUGAGGGAGUCCCAGAGGCCCCAAGGCCUGGCAGCCCUCCUCUGGAGAAGGUCUUGGGGCGCCAUAGCCCGGGGCAGCCCCAGGCUACCUCACCCCGACCUCUGAUUGAGGAGGGUGAGUUCCUGGACCUUACACAGAUGUUUCCAUCUGAGGGGCAGGUGGCAGCUGAGGGUCACCCAGACCUCUGCCCCACCAGCCUAGCUCAGCGCCGGUUCUCCGAAGGUGUACUGCAGUCGCCCAGCCAGGACCAGGAGAAGCUGGGGGGCUCGCUGGCUGCCCUGCCCCAAACCCAGGGGAGCCAGUCAGCCCUGGAUCGGUCCUUUGGGAGUGACACAGAGUCCAACUGGAGCCUGUCACAGUCAUUUGAGUGGACCUUCCCCACAAGGCCAUCAGGCCUGGGCUUAUGUCGGCUGGACUCCCCGCCCCCCUCCCCCAUUACGGAAGCCCCUGAGGCCGCCGAGGCUGCUGCUGAGGCUGGUGACUCUGUUGUGUCCAGUGAGGAGGAAGGAGUGUCUGAGCAGGGGCGAGGGGUGUGGGCAGCCCCAGAGGGGCCGGAAAGGCCAGGUUCCUGGCUGCAGGGGGAUGAUCCUGGAAUCUCCCCAACCCAAAAGGGGCACGGAGAGAGUGACCCCCAGUCCCCAGCUGUUGCCCUUGAGCCCCUGCCUACAGCGGGGAGCCCACCUCGGUCAGCUACCUUGCUGCAGGCUGAGGAGAGGGAUGAGGAGCGGGGGCUCCUGGCCGGACAGGAAUCCCAUCUCCCUCCAGCCACGAGGGAGGCAGCCCUGCCCAUCCUGGAGCCCGUCCGGGAGCAGCAGCAGCCAGCACCACCUGACCAGCCCUGCAUCCUCUUUGCCGACACCCCUCAUCCCAGGCAGGCAUUGCCUUCUGAGGAGGAGGAGGAGGCAGUGACCCUGGCCCAAGCUGAGACCACCCAGCCCAGGACAGAGGUGCAAGACCCCUACAGGGCCUCCCCGGAGCCGGUGGGCCCUGGAAGCAGUUCCCGCUGGCUAGAUGACCUCCUGGCUUCGCCGCCACCCAGUGCUGGCAGUGUGAGGCGGGGAGCUGAAUCCGAGCAGAAGGACAUACAGACGCCUGGCACCUGCUCUGAGGGACUCCUGGGCUGGGCCCAGAAGGAUCUGCAGAGUGAAUUUGGGAUUGCAGCAGACCCACAGCCCAGCAGUUUCAGCCCUUCCGGCUGGUCCCAAGACACUUCCCAGGACUAUGGCCUUGGGGGCAUGAGCCCUAGAGGAGACCCGGGCCUUGGAGAGAGCAGCUGGACCAGCAAGUAUGGGCAAGGAGCAGGGAAAGGGAGCAGCAAGGAGUGGGCCAGCAGGUGUGGCAUAGGCCAGGAGGAGAUGGAGGCUGGCAGUGGAGAACGGAGGGAGGCGUCUGCUGCAGCAAGGCUUGCCGCCCAGGACUGGAUAUUCGGAAAGCCAAACCCACUUGGCACUCCUCAGAGCCCGGAGGCCACUGCACAGGACUGGGAGUUCAGAAGGAGGGACUCCCGGGGCACUUACUCCAGCCGGGAUGCAGAACUCCAGGACCAGGAAUUUGGGAAGAGAGAUUCGCUGGGUGCUUACACCAGUCGGGAUGCAAGUCUUCGGGACUGGGAAUAUGGGAAGAGAGAUUCCCUGGGUAUGUACACCAGCCAGGUUGCAGACAAGCAGGGCCAGGAAUUGGGAAAGAAGGAGCCGCUUGGCAGUUACAGCAGCCAGGAUGGAGAUGAGCACGACCGGGAGUUUGAGAAGAGAGAUUCUGCACUGGGUGCCUUUGGCGGCCGGGGUACCGAGCAGCAGCAGGGCCAGGGCUUCGGGCAGAGGGCCUGGAUGAGUGACUACAGCGGUGGCAGCAGCUCUACCCUCCUCGGCUCCCAGGACAGAGGCUUCAGCACAAGAGCCUUGAGUGCUGGGUUCAGCCCUGAGGAAGCCCAGCAGCAGGAUGAGGAAUUUGAGAAGAAGGUUCCGAGUGGUGGAGACAGUCUUGGUGAGGCCAGCAGGGAUGUAAGCCAGCCAGAAGAGAGAGAGCCAGGGGGCCUGUUCAGCCCUAGCACCCCCCAGCCGCAGGAUGGGGUACCUGGGCAGAGAGAACAAGGGAGUGGUGCCACCCAAGAGGUCGAAGGGCUGCAGGGCAGACAGCAGGCAGGGGGCCAGAGCCCUGGUGAUGCUGACCUGGAGGAUAAGGAGACGGGGAAGCGAGGCUGGGCUACCGAGUUCAGCCUCAGGGUCGACUCCCAGCCAGAGGCGGCAUUCAGCCUGGGCCGGCCAGACUGGAGUGACGAUUUCUGCAUCGAGGGCACCGAGAGGAGCCACCAGUUUGGUAUCAUUGGCAAUGACAGAGCUAGCGGUGCUGGCCUGAGCCCUUCUGACAAAAUGGGAGGUGGCCACUUCGUGCCUCCCGAGAAGACCACUGCCAGGUCUGUGGACUGGACUGACCAGCUAGGCCUCAGGAACCUAGAAGUGUCCAGCUGUUUGGAUGCCAGGGGCUCGAAUGAGGCCAGGGAGAACGCUGUGGGACAGAUGGGCUGGUCAGACAACCUGGGCUUGAGGGACAUGGACCUGGCUAGCCGUUUGGAGACUGGGGGGUCCGAGGAGCCCAGGGGAAUCAAAGUUGGGGAGGAGGACUGGACUUCUGAUAUUGGGGUGAGGAACAGAGAUUCGGCAGUGGUGGGGGAGGUAGGAGGCCACAGUCAGGCCAGGGAGAGUGGUGUGGGGCAGACCGACUGGUCAGGUGUGGAGGCCGGAGAGUUCCUUAAGUCAAGGGAGCGUGGAGUGGGACAGGCAGACUGGACACCUGACCUUGGGCUGCGAAACAUGGCCCCGGGGGUAGGCUGCAGCCCCAGAGAGCCCCGGGAGCUUGGGGUGGGCCAGAUGGACUGGGGCAACAAUCUGGGCCUGAGGAAUUUGGAGGUGUCCUGUGACCUGGAGUCAGGAGGGUCCCCUGAGCCACGAGGAUGUGGAGUGGGGCAGAUGGACUGGGCCCAGGACUUGGGGCUGCGGAACAUGGAGCUCUCGGGGGGCCCGAGUGAAGCCAGGGAGCAUGGGGUGGGCGAGGUCGGCCAGUGCCCAGAACUAGAUCUUGGGAACAGUGGGGGCUUAUCCCCAGACCUGGAGGCCACAGACCUGUCAGAGGCCAGGGAACUGGGAGUCGGCGAGACAAGUGGACCAGAGACCCCGGAUGAGGAAGGCUACUCACCUUCCUCAGAUACCCAUCCUGAAGACCCCGGGAUGGAGAUGGGAGAUGUCCCCAGCUUCAGAGCCAGUCCUGGCAGGUGUCCUGCCCGUUCUCCGCCCUCUGGCUCCCAGGGCCUGCUGGAGGAGAUGCUGGCUGUCCACAGCUCCAAGACGCCGGCCCACAGAGAGUCUGCGGCCUCGGCCCUCAGGCGCCUGUCACAGGAGGGAGAAGCCAUAGCUAUCCAAGGGGAGCCUCUGGACCAUGGCAGGGACCCUCUGCCCUCUUGGAGGCCCCAGCCUGAUGGUGAAGCCAGUCGGACAGAGGAGGUGGACGGCGGCUGGGGCCCUCCGGGGGCUGAGCAGGGCGAGCAGGGACCUUUACAGACUCCUCGGCGGCCCCCCCAGUGCCCGCCCCCCAGCUCCCUGAGUCAGGACUUCUCUUUCAUUGAGGACACCGAGAUCCUUGACAGUGCCAUGUAUCGGAGCCGUGCCAACCUGGGGCGUAAGCGUGGGCACCGGGCCCCAGCCAUCCGGCCCGGCGGCACCCUGGGUCUGUCGGAUGCAGGGGACUCGGAUGCACGCCUGUUCCAGGACUCCACAGAGCCACGGGCUUCCCGGGUGCCGUCAUCCGACGAGGAGGUGGUGGAGGAGCCUCAGAACCGCCGGACACGGAUGUCCUUGGGCACCAAGGGGCUGAAAGUCAACCUCUUUCCCGGCCUGAGCCCAUCUGCCCUGAAGGCUAAGCUGCGUUCCCGGAACCGCUCAGCUGAGGAGGGGGAGCCAGCAGAGAGCAAAUCGACCCAGAAGGAGUCCGCGGUCCAGCGCUCCAAGUCCUGCAAGGUCCCCGGCCUGGGGAAGCCCCUCACGUUACCUCCCAAGCCAGAGAAAUCCUCAGGGUCAGAAGGAUCGUCACCCAACUGGCUGCAAGCCCUAAAGCUGAAGAAGAAGAAGAUCUGAGAAGUCACUGAGGUCCCUCCUAUCUGGCAGUCUCAGGCAGUGCUGUUCCUGUGGGGUCCCCAGGCGAGGAGAGGGCUGGAGCCCCCCAUGCCCAGGCUGCAGCCUCUGUCUCUCUCCACCUCUG
Loxodonta africana (African savanna elephant) is the source of this 5870-nucleotide messenger RNA. RefSeq names its product tankyrase 1 binding protein 1 (gene CNOT12). The coding region runs from base 503 to 5746 and encodes 1747 amino acids. Gene Ontology annotation, cellular component: heterochromatin; nucleus. The transcript is spliced from 11 exons. Lineage: Eukaryota; Metazoa; Chordata; Mammalia; Proboscidea; Elephantidae. The record is from RefSeq and is a predicted model, not a curated record. Gene Ontology annotation, biological process: double-strand break repair; cellular response to ionizing radiation.